Penicillium canariense is the source of this 1398-nucleotide messenger RNA. RefSeq names its product bZIP transcription factor atfA (gene atfA). Lineage: Eukaryota; Fungi; Ascomycota; Eurotiomycetes; Eurotiales; Aspergillaceae. Gene Ontology annotation, molecular function: DNA-binding transcription factor activity, RNA polymerase II-specific; RNA polymerase II cis-regulatory region sequence-specific DNA binding. Bases 1 to 1398 code for a protein of 465 amino acids. Gene Ontology annotation, biological process: regulation of transcription by RNA polymerase II. The transcript has 3 exons. The record is from RefSeq and is a predicted model, not a curated record.
AUGAAGGGCCCUCGUUCUCGUCCUGCCGACUCGCGGGCCGUCCCUUCAGACAAUAAGGACCAAAGGUCGGUUGUAGAGGCGCCCACCUCGCUGGCGCCGCCGCCUCGCCCUGCUGGUACCACCGCCAGCGAUACCCCUGACUACUUCAAUUCCGUCCAUAACCCCUUCUCACUCGAGCCCAACCCCUUCGAGCAGUCUUUCGGUACCGGGAACUCAGGCGAGACCCCCGGAAAAUCGCUCCUGCCGCCCGUCGCGUCCCUCACCUCUCCUGCCCUGCCUGGGCCGUCCUCCGCUGGCGGCUACAACUGGUCCAACUCCCUGCGCUCAGGGCCUCUCAGCCCGGCAAUGCUUCCUGGCCCAACCGGAUCUAAUGAGUAUUUCGACAGCAUUGGUCGAGGCUUCCCGACCCCGAACGAGUCCUCGCUCCGUACCGGCCUGACCCCGGGUGGUGGUGGCUCCAUGUUCCCGGCUCCGAGCCCGAACUCUCAAGCUUUGCUGCAACAACUCCAAAGCGGCGGUGCCACCCCGUCCACCAUCGAAUUUCACCGCACCGCUCUGGCCGCCAAGAAGAACAGUGGGAGCGGUCCUACCUCGAAUGCGACCGAACAAGUACAGAACGCGCCCAACACAACCAUGGAUGCAAAGGUCCAGCACACGGCUGCUGACUUCACUCAACACGACGCCACCGAUGCCGCCAACGGUCUGUUCAUGCUGGCCAAGGGUGGUCAGGCGAACAAUAUGCAGAUGAACCAGGCCGCGGCCAUGCAGAACGAAUCCCGCGCGGCGGCUGCGCGGCGCGUGUCGCAAAAUACGAACGGCACCAGUGGCCGUGAGAUGAGCGGUGAUGGAUCAGAGCAGGAGCUCUCGAAGCCCGCUGCCAAGGGUAAAGGCAAGAAGAAUGCGCCCAAAGCCAAUGCUGCUGCCAACAACCGACGCAAGGCGGAUGAUGCUGGCAAGGGUUCCAAUAAGAAGAUGAAGACGAUGGAGUCGCCGUCGGAUGAUUCGGAUGAUGAAGAGUUGAGGAACGCCAACCUCGACCCGAAGAAGAUGACCGACGAGGAGAAGCGACGCAACUUCCUGGAGCGGAAUCGUGUCGCGGCUCUGAAGUGUCGUCAACGGAAGAAGCAAUGGCUUGCCAACCUUCAGGCCAAGGUCGAGCUCUUCACGACGGAAAAUGAUGCGCUAACCGCCACAGUGACCCAGCUCCGCGAGGAGAUUGUCAACCUUAAGACGCUCCUGCUGGCUCACAAGGACUGUCCCGUCUCCCAAGCCCAAGGCCUAGGCCCUCUCAUGAUGAAUGGCAUGUCUACUGGAUUCGACCCUCACGGCUACGGCAUGGGUCAGAUGGGUAUGCCGCCAGGUGCGCCGAUCCCUACCCAGGGCAUGCGCCGGGCGUGA